CUACGGUACGUGGCGAAGCACCAUACAUCCAAGUACGCUUUCGAUCCACACCUUUGACUAUUUACGUAGUCCGUAUUGUUGACCCAUCGACUGGGGAGAGAAGACAAAGACCGGUGGAUUGAGCAUUGUCCCUCAAUGUGCAUGCAAACGUGCUAGCAAAAGUUUAGGCAAAUUUGCUCUGAUUAUAUUAUAAUAAUUGAAACAUUUCUACUUAUAAACUAAAGUGAAUUGUAUAAUCCUACCUAAUAUUAGUGGUAAAACGAACCGUUCUAGUUAAAAAGUGAAUUAAAAUCUAUUAAAAUAGUACGGUUGAUAUAAAAAACGUAGAUCUUAACUGAUACUUUGCUGCUAUCCUAGUAUCAAAGGGAACAUGCAAAUAUCUAAGAAGCACGACAGCAGCAUUCCCACAAACGAGCAGUGAGCUAAAUAUAGAGGAUAGCUGACACGAAUGAGACAUUAAACGUAAGUCCUCGAAUUACAUGCAAAUGUUAUUAUGAACAACUAUAUAUUUAACGAUACAAAUUUACGUAAAACUAUUUCACCAACGAAUCCUUAACUAUGUACAAUGUUAAACAUAUAAAUUUCCCUCUAUGCUCUUGUUUGAUUCAUAGAGAUUUUUUAACUUCGUUAUCGUUGCUGAAUAAAUACGUCGUUCAAAAAAACUGGAAAAUCGUCUCUCUCUUGUUGCGAUUGCAACAAAUUAAAAAAUCUGUUUAGUUUGCGAUCGGGGAGGCUACAAAAUGUCGAGAAGUACUCGAAAUAACCGUGCAAAUGUGCAAAAACCGGGUGUGAGUUGUGGUGAGUGCGAAGAACCGGGCGAUUCCCGGAUGGUGUGCUGCGACGAUUGUGGUGAACAGUUCCAUUUUAAGUGCGUGGGCGUUGAAGAAGGGAUUGAAGAGGUGGACUGGAGUUGCAAAGCAUGCGAAGCAAAGCGGGCGGCUCAGGUCAACCCUGCCAUUCUGACAGAUCCAGCAUUAGGAGGAGCGGGCAAAUCGUCGAGCGACAAUCAGCACCAACAGAACCAGCUACUCGUGGAUGUGCAGAAGAAAAUGCAGAUGAUGCAGCGAAGUUUCGAGGAGCAGCAGCUAGCGUAUGAAAAGAUGCUUGAGGAGAAGGACCGCGAGAUGAAGAAUGCACUGGAAGAUCUGCAACAUCAAUACCAGCGACGACUAGAGAGGAAGGAGCAAGAAAUUCGUGAUGAGCUGACAGCUCCACCAGCUGUUGUGCUACCUAGCGCAAAUUCGACCUCAAUCGGUGCCGAUCGAGGUGCCGAUAUCAGAACAGCGACGGACGUGUGCAGCGUGAUCGAGCGGGUGGAGAAGCAGCUGCAAGCGAUGGCGAAGAAGCAGGAACAAGAGACGAAACGCUUAGAAGAACGAUUAAGGGCGAUGGAAAUCGGCAACAACGAUCCGGGGCGAAGGAGUAGCAGUGCCUUGAACAUCGAUGCAGAUCCAUUCGAACCGAGUCAUCAUUCUGGCCUUACGUCAGUAACGCUUUCUCACGAGCUCAGCAGAAGCCAGCUCGCAGCCCGGCAUGCGGUAGCCAAAGAGCUACCCAUCUUCUGUGGCAGUCCCGAGGAGUGGCCUCUAUUUAUCGCCACGUAUGAAAGCACUUCCAAGAUGUGCGGUUUCAGUGACGAAGAGAAUCUUCUCCGUCUUCAGCGAAGCUUGAAAGGGAAGGCUCUGGAAGCGGUCAGGAGUCGGUUGCUGUACCCAGCCGGCCUGCAAGGAGUUAUAAGUACGCUGCGUAUGCUGUUUGGCCGUCCAGAAGUGAUCGUACAUUCCUUAGUGUGCAAGAUUCGGGAGAUGCCAGCGCCAAGGACAGAGAAACUUGGAACUCGGAUCGAUUUCGGUGUUGCAGUCCAGAACAUGUGCGCAACGAUCGUAGCUUGCGGUUUGAAUGAACACUUGUGUAACGUGGCCCUCCUUCAAGAGCUGGUUGAGAAGCUGCCGCCCACUGUUAAACUCGACUGGGCGAAGUAUCGGCAACCGCUACAAUCGAUCACUUUAUCGGAUUUCAGUACUUGGUUAGGUACGCUAGUGGAAGCAGCAUGCGUCGUUACUGUUCCGCCGACAAUCAGUACAUAUGCCGGGAAACCUGAUAAGCGUCGAAAGGAAGAAGUUCACGUUCAUCUCGAAACAGGAACUAGCCAGGCAUCCAACUCCACGGUAUCUCUGAAGAUUCCACCAAAGCACCUCAGCAAACAGUGUGUCAUCUGCCAAGGAACGUGCAGCAGUGUAGUAUCGUGCAAGAAGUUUAAGGACCUGAGUAUCGGAGCACGUUGGGAGGCAUUGAAGCAGAACAGACUUUGUCGAAAGUGUUUGAUGAAGCAUUUUGGAGCUUGUUCGGUGAAAGAAGCUUGCGGAAGAAACGGUUGUGCCUACAUGCAUCAUGAAAUGCUGCAUGACGAUGCCAGAUAUCAACGAAAGCAGAUAACACAGCCAUCGACCUCUUCAGCUGGGACCGAAACGCCAACCGAAAGCUGUAACACUCACAUGUGCACAACAAACACGGUUCUGUUCCGAUAUGUUCCAGUACUUCUGUAUGGAAAAGGAAAGACUGUGCUCACAUUCGCCUUCCUGGACGACGGUUCCUCGGUGACGUUGAUGGAACAUGGUUUGCUGACCGAGCUAGGUCUUGAAGGCGAAUCGUAUCCCUUGUGUCUUGGUUGGACAGCAGAUCAUCAGCGCCAAGAAACAAACUCCGUCAAGCUGGCGAUACAGAUUUCCGGAAUACACGAUGCUUCCACAUACUGGAUUCCAAAGGUGCACACCGUGGAAAGCCUUGCUCUUCCCAGCCAAACACUUGCAAUGGAUGAACUAAUGCAGCGUUAUCAACACUUGGAAGGAUUAAUUGUCGAAUCUUACCGUAAUAUUCAGCCACGGUUAUUGAUUGGAAUGGACAACUGCCGCCUGGGUCACGCGUUAGACAGCCGCGAGGGAGAAAUCAACGAACCGAUUGCCACCAACACACGAUUGGGCUGGAUAGUGUUCGGACCCUGCGCUACUACAUUGCAGUCAGCCACGGAUGUCACAGCGCAUCACAGUUUCCAUCCUCGGUGUAAGGAGUUGGAAUCCUGUACCCAUGUCAGAGGAAAGCGAUACGAAACAGGAUUGCUGUGGCGGUACGAUGAUGUCCGGUUACCGGACAGCAGGCCGAUGGCCAUACGGCGGUUAAUAUGUUUGGAAAAGCGAAUGCAGCGUGAUCAGAAUCUGGCCGAGGCAUUGAAGCAAAAGAUCCGAGACUACGAAUGCAGCGGGUAUAUAGAGAAGCUCACAGACAGUCAACUGUCGAACGAAUUCCCUCGCAUCUGGUAUCUUCCCAUAUUUCCUGUGGUUAAUCCCAAUAAACCCGGAAAACUUCGCUUAGUAUGGGACGCGGCAGCUAAAGUAGCGGGAAUUUCGCUGAAUUCAUUCCUCCUCACCGGGCCGGAUCAACUAACUUCCCUUCCGUCGGUUCUACAUCGUUUCCGAGAGUUCCGGAUCGCCGUUACAGGCGAUAUACGGGAAAUGUUUCACCAGGUGCUGGUGAACGAAAGUGAUCAGCAGUGUCAACGGUUUCUGUGGCGUGACGGCGAGCAAAACCGAAAUCCUGAUGUGUACGUGAUGAAAGUCAUGACAUUCGGGGCUACAUGUUCCCCAAGUUGCGCGCAAUAUGUAAAGAACAAUAAUGCGCAACGGUUUCAAGAACAGUAUCCAAGAGCGGCUGAAGCGAUAGUAAAAGAGCAUUACGUUGACGAUAUGCUAUCCAGCGAAGAGACGGAAGAAGAUGCGGUGAAGCUGGCAAAAGAAGUUCGAGAGCUAGAAGCGACACCUGGCGAGAAAAGUUUGAACUUGUCUAGCGAAAUGGGAACGGAAAAAGUACUCGGCAUGUGGUGGUGUACCUCCACAGAUACAUUUACCUUCAAAGUAUCUCCACGAAUCAGCGCGGAUUUGCUCCAGGGACGUAUCAUACCAACGAAACGGCAAAUAUUGAGCACUCUGAUGAUGAUUUUCGACCCGCUGGGGCUGUUGGCGAACUUCCUGAUGUUCCUGAAAAUUCUCCUUCAGGAGAUUUGGAGAAGCGGCGUGAACUGGGACGAACAGAUCAAACCCGAACAAUGCGAGAAAUGGAACACCUGGUUACGAGUCCUUCCGCAGGUUGAAGAGGUCAGCGUAUCCAGAUGUUAUCGAGUGCAGACCGGCGUUGGAGAGAAUAACGUGAUCCAGCUUCACGUGUUCGUGGAUGCGUCGGAAAAAGGGUUUGCUGCGGUCGCUUUUCUGCGAUUCGAAGAGGAUGGCAUUGUGGAAUGUGCCCUAAUCGGCGCUAAGACACGGGUAGCUCCAUUGCGGUUCGUGUCUAUCCCGCGGCUAGAACUUCAGGCAGCAGUAAUCGGAGCUCGUUUGGCGAAUGACGUGAUGGAGACCCAUAAGCUCAAACCUUCGCAAAGAUUCUUCUGGUCGGAUUCACGGGAUGUCCUUUGCUGGUUGAACUCCGACCACCGAAGAUACAGCCAGUUUGUUGCUGUGCGACAGAUGAUGCCACGAAGUGGCAAAAACUUCCAGAUUUAA
This is a messenger RNA of Aedes albopictus (Asian tiger mosquito), 4550 nucleotides long. RefSeq lists its product as uncharacterized. Bases 741 to 4550 code for a protein of 1269 amino acids. The transcript is spliced from 6 exons. The record is from RefSeq and is a predicted model, not a curated record. Lineage: Eukaryota; Metazoa; Arthropoda; Insecta; Diptera; Culicidae.